AUCUCAAAAGAUUGUGAUGACCAGGGCAGCUGGCAGAAGGGUCUGAAAAAAGAAUGUUAGCAUGUCUUUCCCCUGUUGGUACCGUAAAUAUCUUCCAUGUAGUUCACUGGGUUUAUUUUAGUCCGUGAGGCAGGAUCAAACGGUUUCUAGCUAAAGUCAAAGUCAGAGGCUUCCCAGUUUGCUCUGUGUUGAGUCAGAGAUUGGAUAAAAAGUUGUUUUUUGCCUUGAUAUCGACAGGAAAACACAACUUUAAAACUUCAGUGCAAAUAUGUCUAACGGCAGAGACCUUGAGGAUCUCAAUGAAGAGGACAUUGAUGAGGAUGAAAUCCUUGCAAUGCUUUCGCCUGAGGAGCUUAAGGAGCUUCAGAGUGAGAUGGAUGUUAUUAUUGCACCAGACGAGAGUGUCCCAGUAGGACAGAGACAGAAGGACCAGACAGAAAAACCUCCGACAGGGACGUUUGACCACAGAUCCCUAGUUGAUUACCUCUACUGGGAGAAAGAGUCUAAACGUAUGCUGGAGGAAGAAAGAGUGCCUGCUACUCUCCUGCCCAGUGAGAAAACCUUGAGGGAGGAAUCUGAAAAGAAAGAAAAAGAAGAAAACGCAGGAUGUGGCAAAUAUGAGGUGUAUGAAGUGAUAGAGGAAGUCACUGAAGAAGAAGCUGCAGAUUGUGAAAAUGGAGAGGAAAUUAUAGAGGAGAUUAUUGAGGAAAUUGUUGAAGAAGUUGAUGAGAGAGAUGAAAAGGACAAAAUAAUAGAUGUGGGAAAAGAGACAGAAACGAAGCAACUUGCUGAAGUCCAACCUGAAAAUGCAGGUGAACACGCAGAGCCUCUGGAUAUCACAGAAAAAGCACCAGGAAAAAAUACAACUGACAGCCAGCCUUUUUCAGACACAAAGGAGACUACUGAGACCUUAGCUCUGAAACACAACACUGAAGAGAAAGAAGGAAAUAAAAGUACAAAAUGUUUGCCUCCCCAAGAGGCUCCAGAGGAGCCAGAAACAGUCGAGCCCAAUGAGAAGCUUCCAGAGAAAGAAGAGAGAAAAAUAGGUAAACUGAAAAUUCCGAAGCUUUCACUCAAUAAUAUAAAAAUUACAUCAAGACCUUCAGGAAAUGAUACAAACUUGGAGUCGACACUUGAUAAGAUCCGCAAAAACAACCCCUCUAUCACUGAGGUAAACCUCAACAAUAUAGAAAACAUUCCCAAAGAGAUGCUCGUGGACUAUGUCAACGCCCUGAAGAAGAAUAAAUAUGUUAAAACAUUCAGUUUGGCCAACACUGGUGUCGAUGAAAAUAUUGCUUUCAAUCUAGCCAACAUGCUACGAGAGAAUCGCAGCAUUACGACUUUAAACAUUGAGUCAAACUUCAUAACUGGCAAAGGCAUCGUUGCCAUCAUUCGCUGCCUCCAGUUCAAUGAGACUCUCACAGAGCUGCGUUUUCACAACCAGAGGCAUAUGCUAGGUCAUCAUGCAGAGAUGGAAAUCUCUCGCUUGCUCAAGGCCAACAACACCCUUCUGAAGAUGGGCUACCACUUUGAACAGCCAGGGCCCAGGAUGGUAGUGACCAACAUUUUAACAAGGAAUCUGGACCGUCAGAGGCAGCUGAGGAAGGAAGAGCAGAGGCAGCAACAGCUAAAGCAGCAGAGGGAGCUGAUGCAGAUGUAUGAGAGCAGUCUCAAUCUACCUCCUGGUUUACUUGAGAUGCUGGGAUACAUACCACCCAUAGAAUUCCUACAGGAGCAUGGACUUGCCCCACCCUCAUCAGAGCUGAAUGCUGAUGUGCAAACACAACACCAGACAGAACAACCAGAGCCCCAGAAGAAGAUCAAACACAAAAGCAUUCCCAAACAACCCAGUGAUGAACCAGCAAACCCAUUAAAGGAUGUCCAGCUGAGGAGAACUCCUAAAAAACGGGAUCCUUUAUUCGAGCUGGACCCAAGAGAUGAUAGAAGAUCAGAGAGGGCAAGCUUUCAACUGAGGAAGACUCCCAAAGUGAAGGAUACAGGCAGUGCAGGGAAUGAGGAUGAAACGGCCAACCUGACUGACGUGAUCAAGUCUUUAAAACCUGUCCCUCGCAGACGAUUACCUCCAAAGGUUGACGUCACACCUCGUGAUCAGCUCCUAAAUGAUAUCAAAAAGAGCAACGUGGCUUAUCUCAAAUCUGUGCCUCUCCCUAAAGCCCUGGAAUCAAGUGAAACGAGUCUCCUGUAAGGCGCUGCUGUUUCUUCACCAUAGUAUUUGUUUUUAUUACACAUGCUCAGUAUUAGUCACUUCAAAUGAACAGUACAAAUUGCUACUGAACUUUAAUUACCUAGAGAAAAAUACUGGUUAGUUCUGUUUUAUUUCAAUACGUGAUAUAGUCUUCGCAAAGUCACAGCAAUUAAAAACACUGACUACAGCCAAAUAUCGUGUAUUAAUUCUACAGUAAAGCGUGUUAACCUUUCAUAAUUUGAAAGCUCUUCUGAAUACAGUGCAUGGUUAAGAAAAAAAAGUGUAUUCACACAGUAUUUGUUCAUGAUGUCUACAUAUACAACAAUUUCUCUAAUCUUUGUGCUUAAAAUGAAUUAGCAAGCGUGUCUGAUUAAAUGUUUGUGACUUAAUCAUUUUGCUAUUAAAAAAUAUAAACCUUC
Molecule: messenger RNA, 2625 nt
Organism: Neolamprologus brichardi
Lineage: Eukaryota; Metazoa; Chordata; Actinopteri; Cichliformes; Cichlidae
Gene: lmod3
Product: leiomodin 3 (fetal)
Biological process (GO): myofibril assembly; muscle contraction; actin filament organization
Cellular component (GO): striated muscle thin filament; cytoskeleton; myofibril
Molecular function (GO): tropomyosin binding
Source: RefSeq, a predicted model, not a curated record